Penicillium oxalicum is the source of this 1953-nucleotide messenger RNA. It is a transcript of the gene tktA, whose product is annotated as transketolase tktA. Bases 1 to 1953 code for a protein of 650 amino acids. Gene Ontology annotation, biological process: pentose-phosphate shunt. Gene Ontology annotation, molecular function: transketolase activity. The record is from RefSeq and is a predicted model, not a curated record. Gene Ontology annotation, cellular component: cytosol. The transcript is spliced from 4 exons. NCBI's taxonomy places the organism in Eukaryota, Fungi, Ascomycota, Eurotiomycetes, Eurotiales, Aspergillaceae.
AUGGGCAUGGCCCCAGUGGCCCACGUCCUGUUCAACAAGUUCAUGAACUUCAACCCCAAGAAUCCCGACUGGGCGAACCGUGACCGCUUUGUUCUCUCCAACGGCCACGGAUGCAUGCUCCAGUAUGCUCUCCUCCACAUGUUCGGCUAUGACCUGAGCAUGGAUGACCUCAAGAACUUCCGUCAACUCGACUCCAAGACCCCCGGUCACCCCGAGGCCCACGACACCCCCGGUGUGGAGGUCACCACUGGCCCUCUCGGCCAGGGUUUCGCCAACGCCGUCGGUUUGGCCAUUGCCCAGGCCCACUCUGGCGGUGUCUUCAACAAGCCCGGCUUCGAGCUGUUCAACAACUACACUUACGCCUUCUUCGGUGAUGGCUGCGCUAUGGAGGGUAUCGCCUCCGAGGCCGCCUCCAUGGCCGGUCACCUGAAGCUCGGCAACCUGAUCAUGAUCUACGACGACAACCACAUUUCCAUCGAUGGUGACACCAAGUGCGCCUUCACCGAGGAUGUCAUGAAGCGCUUCGAGUCCUAUGGCUGGCACACUGAGUGGGUCAAGGACGGUGACAACGAUCUCGAGGGCAUCGAGGAGGCCAUCCGUCGCUGCCAGCAGGUCAAGGACAAGCCCUCCGUCGUCAAGUUGACCACCACCAUCGGUUUCGGCUCCAAGCUGGCCGGUACCCACGGUGUGCACGGUAACCCCCUCAAGGCCGAUGACACCCAGCACGUCAAGGAGCUGUUCGGCUUCAAGGCCGACGAGACUUUCGUCGUUCCCCAGGAAGUCUACGACAUGUACUACCAGCACGCCGCCGAGGGUGCUGCCAAGGAGCAGGAGUGGAAUGCGCUCUUCCAGAAGUACCAGAAGGAGUACCCCACCGAGGGUGCCGACCUGGCCCGCCGUCUCGCCGGCAAGCUGCCCGAGGGCUGGGAGAAGAGCCUCCCCACCUACUCUCCCUCCGACCCCGCCAUUGCCUCCCGCAAGCUGUCCGAGGCCGUUCUGGAGAAGAUUCACGAUGUUGUGCCCGAGCUGCUGUCCGGAUCUGCGGAUCUGACUGGUUCCAACAACACCCGCUGGAAGAACGCCGUCGACUUCCAGCCCCCUGACCUCGGCAUUGGUGAGUGGUCUGGCCGCUACCUCCGCUACGGUGUGCGCGAGCACGCCAUGGCUGCCGUCAUGAACGGUCUCGCUGCCUACGGCACCGUCAUCCCCGCUGGCGGUACUUUCCUCAACUUUGUCUCCUACGCCGCCGGUGCCGUCCGUCUGUCGGCCCUGUCCCGCGUUCGCGUCAUCCACGUGGCCACCCACGACUCCAUCGGUCUGGGCGAGGACGGUCCUACUCACCAGCCUAUCGAGACUCUGGCUCACUUCCGCGCUCUGCCCAACUGCAUGGUCUGGCGCCCCGCUGACGGUAACGAGACCAGCGCUGCCUACUACAUGGCCCUCACCUCCAAGCACACCCCCAGCAUUCUGGCCCUGACCCGCCAGAACCUGCCCCAGCUGGAGAACUCCUCCAUCGAGAAGGCCAUCAAGGGUGGUUACGUCGCGGUCGAGAACACCGAGGCCGACGUCACCCUGAUCUCCACCGGUUCCGAGGUCGGCAUCUGUGUGGAUGCCGUCAAGACCCUGGCCCAGCAGGGCGUCAAGGCCCGUGUGGUCUCCGUGCCUUGCUUCGAGGUCUUUGAUGCUCAACCCAAGGAGUACCGCCUUCAGGUUCUGCCCGACGGUAUUCCCGUCCUGUCCGUCGAGGUCUGCUCCACCAUGGGCUGGGACCGUUACUCUCACGAGCAGUUCGGUCUUAACCGCUUCGGUGCCUCUGGCCCUUACAAGGAGGUCUACGCCAAGUUCGAGUUCACUCCCGAGGGCAUUGCCAAGCGCGCCAUUGCCACCAUCGACUUCUACAAGGGUCACCCCGUCCGCUCUCCCGUCAACCGUGCUUUCCAGCAGAUCAUCUAA